GCGUUUCGCAGAAAGGAGGCGAUUGCAAACACGAGAGAAUCUGAAGAAUUGCCAUACAAGUUUUUGCCCGUGUGAUUCUGAAAUAAACAUUAGCUCAUCUUCCAUGAAGGGCAGCUCCGUUUGAACAACGUGUGUUACAAAACUAAAAAGCGUAGCACAUGCGCAUUCAUUACGUCCACACAUCGACAUCGCCAUAGCCAAGAUGAAGUCUUUGAACGGUCAAACGGAGCGCGAGCCAUCGCCGAGUGUUGAAACUUAUUGGGUGGUGGAUGUUUUCGGACAGAACGACAAAGUCAAGAGAAAAUCACGAAGACCACCGACCUUGAAUCCCGAGGAUUACACGACUUUCUUGCGUAAGGUGCUCUCUACGACGAACGCCAAUGGAGGCGUGGGUAGCGCUGUCGACAAAUUAUACGGCAAGGAUUCACAGAUGAGCGCCGAGAUUCGGUCAAAACUUUCACACAGUGUCACGGUAACAUCGGCCGGCGAUCGUGACGGCCGUCCCAACAACAAGUCGUGUCCCGACGUAUCGGAUAUCCUCAAAAAAUUGCGUCUGGACCUGUUCUUUUCGUUCGCUAGCUUCUGCAAAGAAUUCGCCGGUGAAACGUGCGAUGGCAUCGCCCUCUUAAUGGAUUUGCUGCGCACCAUUCAGAUGGCUCAAGUGGAAUUAAACGGAUCCAACAAGGAGUUGUCGAACGUGCGGGCCAACCGUCGAUCGUUGAUCCGUAACGCGUCGACGGACGAGUUAGAAGUGCUACUUUCGCUCUACCAGUUAUGUUUGGCCAACGGUCAUGUCCCGGGCAAGGACCACGGACUCUCCCGUCUCCUGGCUCACAAUGCAGGAUUUUACGGCUUGGCAUUGGCUCUAGUCAGUAAUCUGACCCGGACCCGAAGCCUCGCCUUACAGCUGAUGACGGCACUUUGCAAAAUGCCUGGCGGCCACUCGCGUGUGUCCGAGGCAUUGACCACGCUGCGCUUAAAUAUGGGAGAAUCGGUGCGACUCAAGCUCUUGAGCGGCAUUGUGAAUUCUACAGCCUCACGAGUGGAAUCGCUGAUCGCAUCCAACGAGGAUGGAAUGACGGGAGGAGGAGACGUUGCCUACAACACGGACACGGCCCUUCGUUUCCUGGUUGAAGCCAUGGCUUUCCUCAACUCAUUCGUCCAGUCCGCCCCCGAUUUGCGCAAUCAAGUUGUCAUACAGUGGGAGGUGGAGGAAGCUGCACUCAAUAUUCACGCUCUCGCUCAGGUUGCCGAUACGGUGAGAAGCCCGUUAGCCGCCCAACUAAGACAAGAAUUAUCAGCCUGGAGCGAAAACCAAAUCAAUAUUACGCUGCUCUUGGACCGGCUCACUAAUGUUACCAGUACCAACGAAGCCCUGCGAAAAGAUCUUCUAAGUUUACGUUCUCGAUUACUGGCCCUGGAAAGUGAAAAGAAAAGGUUUAGCGAGUUCGAAAACGAUAUGAAGAAACGCUGCGCUGAUUUGGAAACAGAGUUGACGACGUUACGCAUAAAUACCCCGGUAACAACCUUCUCAUCGAUCGGUAUUCAAGCGACCGAUUUACGGAUGGAGGAGAAAUUAACGAGUGAACGAUCACACUACGAUUGGUACAACAUAGCGGAUUGCCACAUGUCUUGCGACGACGAAGAUUACGACAUCGAUGACGUGAUUGAGGAAUUAAACAACAUCGUUAACAGCGCCGAAUCCGACAUGAACACAGAGAAGAACAGCAGCAAUUGUGGUAGCACGUCGAAGGAUUCAGGCUCCUUCACUGAGGAGCAUCUGGUACCCAAAUACUUACCACGUCCUCCUCCACGGCCGGAAUCCAAAAAAUCCUUGGCCGUUAGCCCCAAUGCUGUCCACUUAGACGAUUUAACGGGAGAAACUAGCGACUUUCCAUUGGCGACGGUCAUCAGCGUCACGCCAGAGAGCAUUCGAACCUCGUCAGACUCGGACGCAGAGGCGGGCCCGACCGAAAUCAGCCGAAAGAAAAUCACGCAGAACUUCUUCCGGCAAAGUAAAGCCGAUAAUGACGACGAGGGCGAUGAUGACAAACCGUUUAACAGUAGCGUCUGCGAAAGCGAUUGGAACAAGACGCAAAUACUUCGAAGAAACAUCCGAAAAUCAUUCGGAUCUGUCGAAGGAAGCAACAGCAGGGAACUAUCCAUGGAGGACAUGACCGAAGAAAAAAUCAAGCCUGACAUUCUACGCGCAAUUCCGACCCGACUUUUCCAUAAAUCCUGGGACGUAUUAGAAGCUCGUAGUCCUAUGUACACGGACGAUAUGGUUAUUCCUUCAUCUGCAAACACGAAUGAUGGAGGAACACAUCUGCCGACCACACGAAGGCGACACGCCAGCGUGGACAACAUCAACGCGUUACAGCGAGAGAGUCCUAUUUUCAUCCAUCCGAUGGUGCACCAUCCCAAUCUGAGAGAUCGGGCAGCCGAGGAAAUGAUGAUGUUUGAACAGCAUCAACAGCAACGUUUCCUAAUGGGUCACAGCCCACUCUCUCAGCACAUGUUUCGCCACCCGGAUCACUUCCGCGAUUCAACCAUGUCGCCCGUUGACCCAGCAGCUCACUUGGGUGACCUGCAAGUUGGCGACGUCUUCUCCUUUCCGGGACAGUAUUCAGGUCAUAGCGGACGUGGAACUUCACGCACUGACCUUGGCAGUAGAAAGAGCAAGCGACAUCAAGACAUUGACGGUUGCAACAGAAGUAAACCUGGGAGCCGUAAUUCAUUUGCCUUUGCUAAUCUCAUUCCUGGAUUUAUCAAAUCGUCUUUCGGGAGCUCGCGAGACUCGUCGUCAAAAUCCAGUCGAGAAGAGUGGGAAACUUUCCACACCGACAAGGCUCUCAUGAAAGAUUACAGGCAGCAUUUUCAACCACAUCAGCCGAUAUUGCCGUCGGUGUUACGACAUUCGAGCGAGUUGGACAUGAGCCCAGCUGAAUUCUGGCCUCCUUCGUUCCAGGCCAUGCCGUUUCGAAACAUUCCGCAGCCACUCAGUGAAGCGGACCCUAGACGAAGCCAAAGAAAUCGCUCUAUUCGAGUGUCGUCGCCUGCUCAAAUCGGACGUGGCAUUCACAGCAACGCCAACAGAAUCGCAAAACUGAUGGACCAUCCUUCGGGAAUGUAUUAAUACAUAUUUGAAAACUGAUUUGAAAAAACAAUCGUGCACGUCUAUCCAUUCUACACCACAUCAGUUGGGCGGUUAU
This is a messenger RNA of Daphnia carinata, 3212 nucleotides long. RefSeq lists its product as uncharacterized. The record is from RefSeq and is a predicted model, not a curated record. Gene Ontology annotation, cellular component: cytosol. Gene Ontology annotation, biological process: regulation of cell shape; cortical actin cytoskeleton organization; cell migration. The coding region runs from base 203 to 3136 and encodes 977 amino acids. Gene Ontology annotation, molecular function: small GTPase binding; actin filament binding. The transcript is spliced from 8 exons. Lineage: Eukaryota; Metazoa; Arthropoda; Branchiopoda; Diplostraca; Daphniidae.